This is a messenger RNA of Striga hermonthica, 534 nucleotides long. The record is from the annotation of a GenBank genome assembly. Lineage: Eukaryota; Viridiplantae; Streptophyta; Magnoliopsida; Lamiales; Orobanchaceae.
AUGAUCCCGAUGGCCGUGUCCGUAGAUAAGGACAAUUAUCCGGUGGCCUCUGGGUCGGACUCGGAACGUAAACGACUCUGCAAGAGCUACCGGUUCCUUGUUGUGGCUGAGCAAUCGGACGAGCUUUUCCACGUGAGGCGGUUUGUGGAGAAUACGAACGAUGACGACCAUACAACUCCAUACACGACGGUCGGUUUCGACGUUCACAAAUACGUGCCGGAGACGGGAUCGCUCGAGUACAUGGAGGGUUGCCUGCAGGGGCAGGCAUUGUUUGUGGGCAGCAGCAAUGGGUUUGCUCUCCCGGCUGAAGACUACCCGGACGAUCUAGAACGGUGCUGCGUGUACUACACGGCCCCACCACAGUGGGUCGGAGGAGGCUACGACCCACCCACCCGAGAUGAGAGGGAGAAUGCGAGACAAAGAAAGGAAGCAUCGCGGGGUACAUAUAAAUGCGUUUACUGCGACUUCAAGUGUGACAGCAAAACCCACAACGGGUAUCAUAGUUUCAGUUACCACGCGUGUACGUGGCUUUGA